This is a messenger RNA of Trichomonas vaginalis G3, 1566 nucleotides long. RefSeq names its product nuclear pore protein 84 / 107 family. Gene Ontology annotation, molecular function: structural constituent of nuclear pore. Bases 1 to 1566 code for a protein of 521 amino acids. Gene Ontology annotation, cellular component: nuclear pore. The record is from RefSeq and is a predicted model, not a curated record. The transcript has a single exon. Lineage: Eukaryota; Parabasalia; Trichomonadida; Trichomonadidae.
AUGUCUUCUGUUGCAAAUCCUGCAACGGGCAAUCCACAAGAUAUAGACAUUGGAACAAUUCGCAAGCUUAUGAAACCAUUAGUUGAAAGAUCAGGCAAAUCUUCUUCAGAUUUGUGUAAUGAUUAUGCAAACUUAACAACAGAUUUAAAAAAUAACGCAGACAUCAACGAGAGUAACCUCUGGUCAUUACUAAGUGAUCUAUCAAAUAAAAAUCCACAAAUAAAUGAAAGAUAUGUUAAAAUCACAAAAAACGAUCCUGAACUGGUACAUUCUGUAUUAUUCCUCCAGUGGCUUGAAAAAGAGUAUAGGAAGAACCCUGUACCAACAGAAAUAUCAGAAAUUCCAUAUUAUUACAUUAGAACAGGACAAAUUGAAAAAUACUUCGAAUAUUUACAAAAGAAUAAGCAAAACGAUUGGAAAAUAGCUACUCUUGCUGGAUGCUUAUCUCAAAAAGACUAUAAAACAUGGAGAAUUUCAGCAAGAAACCUCGCAAAUUCAAAACAUAUAAGUCCUGAUGAGGCUGCUAUCUAUAGCAUCCUUUCUGGUGACUUGUAUGCAUGCAUGCAGUAUGCUAAAACAUACUAUGACCAGCUUUGGGCAAAAAUUUUCUGUAUGUUAAGCGAUGCCGAAGCUAAAAACCCAUACGACAUUAAAGAAACCAUUCGUCAAUUCCCAACACCAUCGAAUACACAAGAAAAUCUUGUUUUUACAGUUUUCCGUGAUGGAGUUGAUUCAUUACUCAAAGAACAGAAUCUUCCACUUGCAUUUAAGAUACAUACAGUCUCUGUUUUCCAUAGCUGCCCAUCAGAUCUCAUUAAACAGUUCAUAGAACCAAUUGUAAAUAAUUUUGCACUCGGAAUUGCCUUUUUCUAUUGUUCAUUAGCAGAAACAGACGAAGCAGUCAAAUUAAUCUCAGAUAUUCUUACCGGUUUACCUUAUCCUGAUGAAAAAGCCCUACAAAUUACAGAUUAUUUCAAAUUACCAUCUACAAAGAUCGUAGAUGCGGCCAUUGACAACAUAAUUAGCUCCAGGGUCGAUGAUUUCGACGAAGAUCUCACAGAAGAAGAGCUUAUUGACCGCAAAAUUGAAGCAUUAGGUUGGCUCGAGAUCGCGCGCUGCGAAGAAGUGGCCGAAAAGAAGGUAAGGAAACUCCUUGGUAAACUAGCUCUCGAGAAACAAUACAAGGGAUGCUCCAAGCUUUUGCAGACAAGAGGAAAUCUUUUGACCAACCAAAUAGAAAGGGAUUCAUGGAACGCUCUUGUUAUUGCUGAACUCAAGACAACAGCGCAAAACCUUUCCGAGAUACUUUUGUUCAAAGGAGGAUGGAUGAAUCGUUGUGAUAUCGAAGAUGAAGUUGCCAGAUCUAUUUUAAUGCUUGUUUCUAAUCAGUUGAUUGAUACAUACAUAGCUAGUGGCGAAACUGAGAGAGCAAUGGCUGUUCCUGCGAUGAUUUGCUGUCCAACUAAAAAUAUGUUGAGGUGGCUCAAACCAUCAGACGCAAAAGAACUCUUGCUUAAGAUAAAGAAUGUUGGUAUUGCUCAAUUUAAAGCUGCCAAUACAGAAUAA